Molecule: messenger RNA, 744 nt
Organism: Kockovaella imperatae
Lineage: Eukaryota; Fungi; Basidiomycota; Tremellomycetes; Tremellales; Cuniculitremaceae
Product: Golgi apparatus membrane protein TVP15
Exons: 7
Coding region: 187-627 (146 amino acids)
Biological process (GO): vesicle-mediated transport
Cellular component (GO): Golgi membrane
Source: RefSeq, a predicted model, not a curated record
CGUUCCUUUCAGACCAGCAUAGGUGGUAUAGUAGCACGUUUAUCUUACUGUCAAGUCUCGGGAUCACCACACAGAAGCCCAUUGUAGCUCAUCCAAAGGUGUUAAAAACGUAUCACUACCCUCGGCAUAAGUGAGACCACCCCCGUAUCCACAAAGGACCUGUGUCGAAGAGACUCAACCGUCAACAUGGAGGCCUUGACUCGAAAUCCCACCGAGCUCUUGAGGAUUGUCAAUAUGGCGGUUGGAGGAGUCGCCAUCGCUGGAGGAGUUGGAUCACUGCUGAAUCACUCGUUCUCAAGCAUCAUCAUUGGCAUAUAUGAGGUCAUCGCCGGGGCCAUGAUUAUAUUCCUCGAAGUUCGGACUCCGACCGAAGAGCAUAAAGAGCUUGUUCAUCGUUAUGCUUCGUUCAUGCAUUCUUUCGUUGGGCGGGGUGUAUUCUACUUGUUGCUUGGAGUCCUGAUGCUCAAUUACUACACCAUCCUCUACAUAUGCGGUACCCUCGUUGGGGCUGUAGGCGUCGCCUACAUCGUCCUCCACUUCUUCCGCAUGGUCGAGCCUCCUUCGACCAUGCAGGCCCCGACCACAGAUACCGAAGCACAACCAGUGUGGCAGGGUCCUACGGAGUGAUGCGAAGGCAUGAUAGAACCGGGAGACGAUAGCAUUAUUUCGCGACUGCGAAAACCAUAGAGCGGGAGGCACAUAGACCUCUGAGUACAUUAUAGAAUGCCAUUCCAUGCCUUAUCA